Lepisosteus oculatus (spotted gar) is the source of this 766-nucleotide messenger RNA. Its product is annotated as ubiquinol-cytochrome c reductase complex assembly factor 5. Lineage: Eukaryota; Metazoa; Chordata; Actinopteri; Semionotiformes; Lepisosteidae. The record is from RefSeq and is a predicted model, not a curated record.
UAUGGUAAUCAUCGAAUUCAAUAACAAAGGAGAAAAAGGGAUGUUUGUCCCCGUAGAGGUUCCGUAGCUACUUCUACUAGUUUGUUAGGAAGUGAAAGAAAGCGUUUUCUUUGUGGUGGUGGUGUUGAUGUAAGUGGUAGAGGUUUCAGAGAGAGAACGCGUUCUGGGGAAUAGUUUUUUUAGUUGCAGUUUGAUUCAAACCGAACUUGUCUGCCUUAGCAAUGGAAGUUUUGCAUGGUGUUCAGUCUACCCACUAAAAUGUUUUAACAAGUGUUUUCAGUGUUUAUUAUUUACGGUUCCUGUCUCGACGUAAGAUUCAGAGUUUCCUGAAGUGUAUUAAAAAUAGAAAAUGCUUCUGAACAGUCAAAGCAUUAGAUAUGUACUAAGCUUAGUUCCGGGAAAGCGUCGCUUUGGUACGUACAGAUUCCUGCCACUAUUUUUCGUUCUGGGAGGAGUGAUGGAGUGGAUUAUGAUCAAUGUGAGGAUCGGGAAGGAGACUUUCUAUGAUGUUUACAGGAGAAAACAGUCUGAGAGAAACUAUCAGAAGAAGACAGAGGAGGGACUGGCAAACCAAGCAAAUGGAUAAAUGAACUGCCUGGCUACAUAUCAUUUCUCAGAGAGCAUGUCUCCCCCUUGGUCAAGAAAAGAUGCUUAAUUUCCACAUUAUUUUCUCUGUAAUACAAUGUUUUACCUUGUACACUGAAGAGGUUUGAUGGAAAUUAACUUCUCAGUUGAUUUUAAUAAAAUAAUUUCUCAGAUUUAAUCA